Filobasidium floriforme is the source of this 213-nucleotide messenger RNA. RefSeq lists its product as uncharacterized. The transcript has a single exon. Gene Ontology annotation, cellular component: nucleus. NCBI's taxonomy places the organism in Eukaryota, Fungi, Basidiomycota, Tremellomycetes, Filobasidiales, Filobasidiaceae. The record is from RefSeq and is a predicted model, not a curated record. The annotation marks the transcript as partial.
UGGGCUCCCACGAAACGAAUCUCUCGGCCCGCCAUGGCAGGGAUCAAGCGGCUCCACGCUGAAGACCCUGUCAAGUACUCGAGGGCCAUAUUGAGCAAGUCGUUUGGGGUGAGCGUUGAAGCCAUCGCUAGAAUUUUGAAGAGCGAUGGAAGGUGGUACAAGGCGGAAGAUGGAAUCAAAGAGGGAGAUAAAGAGGGUCUUACAGGGAGAUGA